Messenger RNA from Acanthamoeba castellanii str. Neff, 1221 nucleotides. RefSeq lists its product as uncharacterized. The transcript has 2 exons. NCBI's taxonomy places the organism in Eukaryota, Discosea, Longamoebia, Acanthamoebidae. The record is from RefSeq and is a predicted model, not a curated record. The coding region runs from base 1 to 1221 and encodes 406 amino acids.
AUGGCGGAGCACGAGCCGUGGUCGGUCGAGAUUUCGGGCGACAUGGACUCCAUGAUCGAGCCGAUGUAUGAAGACGACAUUGAGACGAUGAUUCACGAGGUGAAGCCCGAGGACGUGCAGCACUUCGAUAACAAGCAGUUCGUUCGCAUCACGGACGAGCAGAUGCCCGAGAUCCUCAAGUUUAUCGACGAGAGCGAUCAAUAUCAAUUUGAGGACUGGGCCAUCAUCGGGGAGACCAAGGGCGAAGAUGAGGAGUCCAUUCCUGGCUCCUCCGAGCCACCCAUCGACGCAUCAUCCCAACAAAAGGUUCUUCUGUCGACGAAGACUCCUGGCGACGUCAAUGCUGGAGCAGCAACUUCACCCCACCUCGACGAGGAAGAAGGCGAAGAGGAAGAAGAAGAGAGCGAAGAGGAGGAGAACGCAGAGCCCAACGAAGCCGAAAACUCGCUGGUGUUCUCGAUGUUCCUUUCGAACUGGGAGGAUCAGGUGCGACAGAUCCGAGAGGCCAAGCGGCUGGAAUGGGAGCAGCGGAUGAAGGGCUUGCUCGGUGACGAGGGGCAGCAGCCGCACGAAAUCGUUGUCGACGGCGAGAAGGCGUUCGUGGAUGAGGAUGGCGACUCGUGGGUUCUAAUCGACGGCGACUCACCCGCGCCCAAGAGCCAGGCCGCCCCGACCGUCAACUCGACGCCGGCCGAUAUGCAGUUGGCGAUCGUCGAUUCUCAAGUAGCCCGCAGGACGGGUUUUUUUGAGAACUGGCCCUCAUUCAACGUUGGAUCCAAGCUCGGAGUCGUUCUAGCCGCCACGGGAACGAGCUUCGCCUUCGGGUUCAUGAUGGGGGCCAGGGCAGCUAUGGAUUCCUUCUACAGACUGUGCGAGCGGCCGCUGGUGGCGGGCGUCGUGGGCGUGACGACGGCCUUUGCCGUGUCGAUCCAACCGACGAUGCUGGUGACGGCCGUCAAGUACAUCAUCCUCGGCGGCGUCAUCGGCGGCUCCGCGGUCGCCACGCCCGUGUUCGUCGUCGGCACCACCGGCGUCUUCGUCUCCGCUGCCGUCUACCACUCGUGGAUCGCCGCCAAACGGGGCGUCAUGCGUGCCGUCGCGUCGCCGUCUCGCUCGCCUGCGUCGCCGGCUUCAUCAGCUCGGGCCAUCGCCGUCCCGCUCAAGAUGAUUGCAGCUCACCCCAACAACGGCGACGUCUCCCGCGACAAGAAGGACGCGUGA